This is a messenger RNA of Trichoderma asperellum CBS 433.97, 1014 nucleotides long. RefSeq lists its product as uncharacterized. Gene Ontology annotation, biological process: mannosyl-inositol phosphorylceramide biosynthetic process. Gene Ontology annotation, molecular function: mannosyltransferase activity. Lineage: Eukaryota; Fungi; Ascomycota; Sordariomycetes; Hypocreales; Hypocreaceae. The record is from RefSeq and is a predicted model, not a curated record.
AUGAAGUAUUUGCGGUUGCCGAGGUUGACCAAGAUGGCGGUCUUCUUGCUCUUGGUCGUCGACCUGGCCAUCGUGGGAGUGCUUCUCUAUACGCUUGAGCCUCUCAUUACUCUAUUGCGCAGGAACGAAGAACUGUUUACGCCUACAGUCACACUGCCUCUCAACGGCACCGCGGGCGCGUCGUACUACUCAGGCGAUCUAGACCGACAAAAGAUUCCACGCAUUCUGCACCAGACUACCGCCAACAGCACGAUUCCUGAUAAAUGGGUUAAAUCGCAGCAGAGCUGCAAAGAAACCUAUUCUGACUUUGAGUACAAGCUGUGGACUGAUGAGUCGGCUCGCGACUUCAUCUCUGCCGAAUAUCCUUGGUUCGUGGAGAAUUGGGAUGGCUAUGCAUUCCCUAUCCAGCGCGCCGAUGCCAUCCGCUACUUCGUUCUCCACCACUAUGGAGGCAUCUACCUCGACAUGGAUACUUUCUGUAACGAGCCCAUCCCUCUUGAGCAGCUCGAAGCUGGCCCGUCGCCUCAUUAUGCUCUCUUCAAGUCAACGCUGCCAACUGGCGUGACAAACGAUUUUAUGAUCUCGACCGCGCGACAUCCCGCUUACGCAGCCGCGGUCUCCAAGCUGCCAUUAUUUUACGACAUCACUCGAUUUUGGGCUGAGCUACAGCCUUACGCCAACAUCAUGAUGUCUUCUGGCCCGCUGUUCCUCAGCCUCGUGGUUAAAGACUACCUGCUUGGACAGCCCUCUUUGCCUUCGCCGACGGUAGAGGUCAUCCAUCCUACUGAAUUGACUUCAUACAUUACCGAUCUCGAGAGCGCUACUUGGCACAAGGCAGACGCUCAUGCCCUGAUGUGGCUGGGGACUCGGCCAUGGACUUGGUUCUUGGCAGGAGCGGUAGCGCUAGUCGCCAUUCUAUACUUGAUUAACUAUUUGCUGCUGUUAACCUGUGAAGUUUUCCUUCGCAAGGUUCCCUCCAUCACGUAUGCCAUCAAAGAGAGCAAGUUAGCAUGA